UGAUGAAGAAGCACCGGUGAGAAAAAAUUGCCAAUUCCUAUCCUUAGCCUUCAGCCUGUCAUUUUCAGGAUCUUCGCCAUGGCCGAAAGGACUAUGGGCACCUUCGGACGGAAUAAUACCGAAAGCACUACGGAUACCGAAACGUGUAAGCUACAGGAGCGCGAAGGUGGGCGUGCGGCAUGGCUCACGGUUGCUGGCUCCAUACUGGUGUACUACGCCUCCUUUGGGGUUAUGAACAGCUUUGGCUUCUUCCAGAACUACUAUAGCAGCGACUUCCUGGAAGAAACACCACCAUCGACUAUCGCCUUCAUUGGAACGGUUCAAAUGGCGCUCAUGAAUUUGCUGGCUGCUCUUUCAGGGGCCCUUUGCGAUCGGUAUGGUGUUAAAUACCUCUACGUUGGCUCAGGUGCUGGUACUGUGCUGGCUCUCAUCAUGUUGUCAUUUAUACACCCCGGACAGUUAUGGCUGGUUCUCAUGACGCAAGGCUUGCUGAUGGGUUUCACCAUUGCUUUCGGUGUGCAACCAGCAGUUACGGUAGUUGGUCAGCACUUUACAGAACGACGUGCCUUGGCUAUGGGAUUAGUUUCUACAGGAUCGGCACUGGGCGGCAUCGGCUUCCCGCUAAUGUUCGAUCAACUACUACCGAGAUUGGGCUUUCCAAAUUCGCUACGUCUGGCUGCUGUAAAGAUAGCUGUUUGCUACUUUGUCGCCCUACGUAUCUCUACGAGCAAGCCCAGUGGCAAACCGAAUCGCAAAGGGCUUAAUUCGCUCAUCGACUUCAAAGGAUUUAUCGACACACGCUAUGCUGUACUAUGCAUCGGAACGUGGCUUGCCAUACUAGGCCUUUGGAUCCCUGCGUAUUAUCUCAAGCCAUAUGCUAACUCAGUAUAUCCUGGCAACAAAGUUAGCGACUAUUUCUUGUGCAUGCUGAACGGCUCCAGCAUUAUCGGCGCAACUUUGGGAGGCUUCAUUGGGGAUCAAAUCGGCAGACUGAACCUACUCUGGCCCAUUACCCUCGUCUCUGGCUGCCUUUGUCUUUUCCUAUGGCUACUUGGCAACUCCAUGGCUACUCUCAUUUUCUUCGUCUGCGUAUACGGCUUCUUGACCAGCAAUGUUACUGCUCUCCCACCCUCCAUAAUUGGCCACAUCACACCCAACGAGAAGUUGGGAGCGCGCAUUGGAGCUUUCUACAGCGUCAUCGCUAUAGCUAGCCUUGUUGGUACACCGAUUGGUGGUGCACUUAUCACGAAUCAUGACACAAGAGACGGGUAUCGAUGGUUGAUCGUAUUUUCAGGUGCUGCGCUUCUCAUCGGAUCAGCUUUCAUGUUCAUCAGCCGGCUAUUACAUGACAAGGCCCUCCACACGAAAUGGUAGAUAUGUGGCCACCUCGCUAGUAAGCGAGGAGAAGUUUUGGAUAAAGAUGUUGAUUGAACUCAGGAUGAAGACGAACUCCAUUCCAUAUACUGGAAGCUAGGCCUGUCAUAUGACGUCCUUUACAACACUCGCCCUCAGAUAGAGCUGGGGUGGAGUACCUCCCGACACAAUAUCUCGCAUCGACAUUUCGGGGGCCAGAAGUCGUCAUAGAUGACUUCUCGCACCUCGUCAUCCUUUUCUUUCUUCUCAAGGCCAGGAAGAACAGUCUCCUCCAGCUCCACUCCACCCAUAUCUUCUUUGUAGAGCUGUCCGAGCUCCUCAGUAGUAAUUUUCAAUUCCUUCCUCGCACAAUCGCGGAG
This is a messenger RNA of Alternaria rosae, 1733 nucleotides long. RefSeq names its product major facilitator superfamily domain-containing protein. Gene Ontology annotation, biological process: transmembrane transport. NCBI's taxonomy places the organism in Eukaryota, Fungi, Ascomycota, Dothideomycetes, Pleosporales, Pleosporaceae. Bases 79 to 1374 code for a protein of 431 amino acids. Gene Ontology annotation, cellular component: fungal-type vacuole membrane. The record is from RefSeq and is a predicted model, not a curated record. Gene Ontology annotation, molecular function: transmembrane transporter activity. The transcript is spliced from 4 exons.